Messenger RNA from Trichosurus vulpecula (common brushtail), 2653 nucleotides. RefSeq names its product transcription elongation factor A1 (gene TCEA1). NCBI's taxonomy places the organism in Eukaryota, Metazoa, Chordata, Mammalia, Diprotodontia, Phalangeridae. Gene Ontology annotation, cellular component: nucleus. The record is from RefSeq and is a predicted model, not a curated record. Bases 276 to 1181 code for a protein of 301 amino acids. Gene Ontology annotation, molecular function: zinc ion binding; nucleic acid binding. The transcript has 10 exons. Gene Ontology annotation, biological process: transcription elongation by RNA polymerase II; DNA-templated transcription; positive regulation of transcription by RNA polymerase II.
GGUCGAUUAGUACUGCCUGCCCAGCGCCGCCAAUGGGUUGAUUGACGCUGUCUGCGCCUGGGAGGAGCAGCCGCCGACGCCCGGUCUUUAUUUGUUGCUGAAGGGGCUUGGGCCUUGGUUCUUCUCGUGUGGCACCUCUUUCCGUGACACGUUCUGGGACUCCAGCUCAACCUCUCCCGCGCCCGCUCUUUUGACGUCGCCUUUUUGCCCCCACUUCUCCCGCGUCCCGUCCCCACGGGGUGUGGGGGGGUGGGGUUGCAAAACCCGCCGGAGCCAUGGAGGACGAGAUCAUUCGCAUCGCCAAGAAGAUGGAUAAGAUGGUGCAGAAGAAGAACGCGGCUGGGGCACUGGAUUUACUAAAGGAACUUAAAAAUAUUCCCAUGACUCUGGAAUUAUUACAGUCCACAAGAAUUGGAAUGUCAGUAAAUGCCAUACGCAAGCAGAGCACAGAUGAAGAAGUUACGUCUUUAGCGAAGUCUCUCAUCAAAUCCUGGAAGAAGUUGCUAGAUGGACCCUCUACUGAUAAAGACUCUGAUGAAAAGAAAAAAGAACCUGCUAUCUCCUCCCAAAACAGCCCUGAAGCAAAAGAAGAGAGUAGCUCCAGUAGCAAUGCAAGCAACAGAAAGGAAGAGACAAAUGCUUCUGAUUCCUUCAUUCCAUCUUUUCCCCGGGCACCAAGCACCUCAGAUUCAGUUCGAAUGAAGUGCCGAGAGAUGCUUGCUGCAGCCCUCAGAACAGGAGAUGACUACAUUGCUAUUGGGGCUGAUGAAGAAGAGCUGGGAUCUCAGAUUGAGGAAGCUAUAUAUCAGGAGUUACGGAACACGGACAUGAAAUAUAAAAAUAGGGUACGAAGUAGAAUAGCAAAUCUCAAGGAUGCAAAGAAUCCAAAUUUAAGGAAAAAUGUACUGUGUGGAAACAUACCUCCAGAUUUGUUUGCUAGAAUGACGGCAGAGGAAAUGGCUAGUGAUGAACUUAAGGAGAUGCGCAAAAACCUGACCAAAGAAGCAAUUAGAGAACAUCAAAUGGCUAAAACAGGUGGGACCCAGACUGACCUGUUUACAUGUGGCAAAUGUAAAAAGAAGAAUUGUACCUAUACCCAGGUUCAAACCCGCAGUGCUGAUGAACCUAUGACAACAUUUGUUGUCUGUAACGAAUGUGGAAAUAGGUGGAAGUUUUGUUAAAAGAAGGAAUUGGGAAGAUACCUGGACACUUAUGAAACAGGAUUUUGUAAUUAGCUUUAAAAACUAGGCCAAGAAUCUAGUUUCCCUGCAAAUGAGAUUUUUAAAACAGCAUACAUCCUUUGGGUUAGUUUUUUGUUUUUGACACAACCAUCCCUUUCUUAAAAGCCUUCUUAUAGCUAGUGGUAAGAUCAGAUUAGUCAAUUGUAUGGUGUAUGUUUAAAACUAUUUUUUCAUUUUUAUAAGUAAGUCAACAUUAAACUUUUAUCAAUUUAAACUUUUGGUAACUUGUUUGUUUUUCGUAACAAAUGGAAAAUGUACUUUAACUUUUUUACAAUCUGAGACCUACAACAAAAAAUUUUUUACUUCUCUUCUCUAUUAAUGUGAAAGGGAAUUUGCAUUUUUUCCAUAUUGGCAUGUUCCUACUUAUAUUAAGGGAGAAGAAAGAUUAGUGUAAUUUUAGGUUAACCAAGUGUAGUGUGGUAAUGAAAUAAUAUUUGGACAGCUUAUAUAGUUUGUAAAUACCGUAUUUGAAUUAGCAUCUCACUUGGAUCAUAAUGAUUGUCAAUAAGCUUUAGUGAUUAGACAUCAUUUUGCAUCUGUGGCUAGCUGUGACCUGUAUCAUUUGUUGUACUUCUUAAGUCUGUAAAUUACUUGCUCUUACUAGAUCUUACUUAUGGAAAAUUUACUUUAAUAGUAGUUUGUUAAAACUGAUCAGUUGUUCUUUGCUUUUUAUUUACUUGUUUGACAUCAGAUUUUUAGAUUUUGCUGAUGAACAAGCUCAUUGUUUGGUAAACUGUAGUUUAGACCAGUUCUUCACAGGAAGAUAUAUUGAGGAAUAUGGUGUUAAACCUCGCCAGUUACUGUAGUUUUCCUAAACUGUUGAUGAACUUUAUUUUGAUGUGUAGAACAAUAUAAUAAUAAUGAUGAUGCUAAUCAGUGACCAAGCUUGAGAAGCCAGUUUACAACAUUAAAGCUUUGUUCUUUCCAUAUGUAGGUUGAAAAAAAAUUUUUUUCUUCUGAAGUCUAUUUUCUGAUUAUACCUUUUAAAACCACUAAAUGCUGUUCAGUAAAACUGAGAUACUCUUGUUCAAACUUUUCCUUAAUGGCAGUGCUUUUUCCCCCAUCUUCAAAUGCUAAACAGAUAACAUUAAAUAAUUUUGGAACGGCCUUGUCAGAUUCUUUGUGCCAUUUCAUAUCCACUCUGUCCCCCACAGAAUGUGUAUAUAUUACAGAUAAUUUGCUAUAAUGUGGAAAACUAUCUAAAAUAACAUACUGGUUAACAUCUCUAUUUCAAAAAUUGACCUGUACAUCCCCAAUGAUAGAGUUUAUUGAAGUGAAGAGAAAUGUUUGACUUAUGAUUUUAGAAAAUUAAAUUUGAAAAAGCAGUUAAAAACAUUAAGUUAAUAGAAAUCUCAUGUAACCCAAAGUGUUGAAUUUUUAAACAAUUCAAUAAAGGUCUUUUUAAGAACUUA